Messenger RNA from Desarmillaria tabescens, 408 nucleotides. RefSeq names its product hydrophobin 2. The record is from RefSeq and is a predicted model, not a curated record. Lineage: Eukaryota; Fungi; Basidiomycota; Agaricomycetes; Agaricales; Physalacriaceae. Gene Ontology annotation, cellular component: fungal-type cell wall. Gene Ontology annotation, molecular function: structural constituent of cell wall. The coding region runs from base 1 to 408 and encodes 135 amino acids. The transcript has 6 exons.
AUGUUUGCUCGCACAUUCACUUCCAUUAUUUUCGUGUUCGCUGUCUUCGCGACUUUUGUGGCUGCCGGUUGCACGCCGACGACCACAACGAAGACCGUAACCUCUACGGUGUCUACUACGGCUACUAUCACCGCUACACCGAUCCCUGCUUCCCAGUGCAGCACCGCGAAUAUGCAAUGCUGUGAUGCACUUGAGCGUGCGGAUUCUACCCCUGUGGGUGUCAUCUUAGGGCUGCUAGGCGUUGUUCUUCAGGACCUCGAGGCUCUCAUUGGUAUCACCUGCUCCCCUAUCGACAUUAUUGGAAUUGGCCAGGGAGCACAAUGUGCCAAUCAAGCUGUCUGUUGUCAGAACAACACCUUCAAUGGCCUCAUUGCCAUUGGCUGCGUGCCCAUCAUCAUCCAGCUUUAA